AUGGGCCGAAGAAAGCAGCGCAAGAAGGAGAAGCAACCACCACCAUCGUCCGACCCGGUCAUGGAUAGCCUAUACGGCCGCAGUACAGUGGUGACCUCCACAGCCAUCACUCGGCCCACCAACUCUUCGCCCUCUCGCCCACUGUCCGACUCGCCAUCGUCAUCGCUCUCCGCCCCUUCGAAUUCCGCUUUGACCCCGUCGCCGACCCGGGAGCUCUUCCCUGAUGACGCCACGGCCGCAUGGGAAGCAUCAAACUUUGUCUUUGAUCGCUACGGCGUGUGGAAGUCGAGCCAGUUUGCCACCAUCCCCUCAUGGAUCGACGCCCUGAUCGUCUCGCCCGCAGAUGGCGUCCACUCGCGGAGCGGGACCAUCACCUUUCCCAUCUCCCUUCCGCCGUGCGAUCCCCAGCCUGCGCCAGCCUUUGUCCGUCUUCCAGCCGCCAUGCUCGCCGGACAGGCCUUUGCUCCACGAUCGGUCCGCGGCGGCGGCGCAGAGGACUUUGACGGCUCAGCCGCCCGGCUCAUCCCUCCGCCGGCCGAGUCUGGCGCCUCCCUCGCCUGGCACAUCGAGCAGACCAUGUGCAAUGUAGUGGUCAUCAUGUGUCACGGUGGCUACUUUGCCGUCGCACACUUUGUCGAUGGCGAGCUCCGCGAGCACAAGACCAUGCGCAAGUACGUCACUCGCCGCAAGCAGGGCGGCCGCCAGUCGAACCGCGACCGCUCAGGCAGGGUCAUGUUCUCCGCCGGCUCUCAUCUCCGCCGGACAAACGAGGAGAAGCUCGCCCGCAACAUCAAGGAACUGUUGGCCGGUCAAGCCUGGGCAUCUGCGCUUGCCGCUGCCCAGCGCAUCCUCCUCUGUGCGCCCGGACCGGCUAACCGCGAAAUCUUCUUUGGCGUUGCCGCCGAGCGCGACCGCGAGCCGCCGCUCUUUGAGCUCAACGACCCGCGCAUCCGCGGCAUACCCAUCAAGACCAACCGUCCCGCCACUGCCGAGUGCGUCCGCGUCUUUGAGCUCAUGACUGCCGUUCACAUCCUCACACGGGCCACCGACCGCGAGCCCGGGCCCGAGACCUCCCGGCCAACGCUCCGCACCAUAGUCGCAACCCCUGGCCUGCUCGUCCAACCGCCCACACACCCGCGCUCGCCGCACCCUGUCGCCGAAUCGCCAACCUCGACAGGAUCAGCCGCCCUUACCGCUUCAGACUCGGACUUGAGCUCGGCCUCGGGCGAGUCAUCACUCGAUGACGCCAUCUACGCCGAGGAACUGGCGCGCGAACGCAACCCGUAA
This is a messenger RNA of Thecamonas trahens ATCC 50062, 1287 nucleotides long. RefSeq lists its product as uncharacterized. Lineage: Eukaryota; Apusomonadida; Apusomonadidae. The record is from RefSeq and is a predicted model, not a curated record. The coding region runs from base 1 to 1287 and encodes 428 amino acids. The transcript is spliced from 2 exons.